This is a messenger RNA of Sesamum indicum (sesame), 2018 nucleotides long. RefSeq names its product L-gulonolactone oxidase 3. Gene Ontology annotation, molecular function: FAD binding; D-arabinono-1,4-lactone oxidase activity. The record is from RefSeq and is a predicted model, not a curated record. Lineage: Eukaryota; Viridiplantae; Streptophyta; Magnoliopsida; Lamiales; Pedaliaceae. Gene Ontology annotation, cellular component: membrane.
GUGUUUUAAAGCACGCAACACUUUCCAAUAUAUGUAUAGUUAGUUUGGUCUAAGAAAUUAGUUUAAAAGGCAUCCAUUUUGCAUGGGAAAGUACCUCAUAGAUUCUUGAUCAUGGCCAACAAUUAUUUCUUGACAAUCCUAUGCACCACUUUCAUCGUAGUUGUGGGGGGUUCAGCCCUCAUCCGGGCCAUGCCACCACAAAACCCCAUCCAAUGCAACCAAACUGGCUGCAUCCUCUACAACUCCUAUGGCGUUUGGGAUGACAGGAAAACCUGCCAUGUCGCCGCCGCCGUCUACCCCACCACGGAAGAAGAGCUCCGGUUAGCAGUAGCCAAUGCUAACAAGAACAAGCUCAAAGUAAAAGUUGUGUCCAAAUUUUCACACACUAUUCUGAAAUUGGCCUGCCCCACGGCCCGGAAUGGGAACGCUGUCCUGAUAAGCACCGAGAGAUACAACUCGAGUAUCGUUGUGGAUGUGGCUAAUUUGGCCGUCACGGUGGAUGCUGGUGUGGGGCUUCGGCCCCUGAUUGAUAGGGUGGAGGAGGAGGGGUUGAGCCUGGUGGCUGCAACGUAUUGGGAGGGUGUCAGCAUCGGUGGGGCGGUGAGCACGGGGGGUCACGGCAGCUCGUGGUGGGGCAAAGGCGGAGCAAUUCAUGAUCAUGUGAUUGGUGUUAGAUUAAUAGUUCCAGGUAAUGCAUCAGAAGGUUUUGCAAGAGUUUUGGAUUUGAAGGGUGAUGAUCCACUCCUUAAUGCUGCAAGAGCGUCAUUGGGAGUACUGGGAGUCAUCUCUAAGGUGACGUUGUCACUGGAACGAGGGUUCAAGCGGAGCAUAACGCUGAAUUUCACGAACGACAAUGGCAUUGAGGAUGAAUUCAUGGAACAUGCUAAGAGGUACGAGUUUGGAGACAUUCAAUGGUACCCAUCGAGAUAUAGAGCUGUGUAUAGAUACGAUGAUCGAGUACCUUUGGACACAUCUGGAGAUGGAGUGUAUGAUUUCAUCGGAUUUCGUCCCAUUCUUGCUGUAAUACCCGAGACAGUCAGAGCAUUAGAAAAGGCCGCUGAGGCCACCAAAAACCAAAACCCGAAAUGCAUAAUGGCAACCUUGUCCAUUGCAUAUAGAAAGCUAAUAGCCAAUGGCUUGAAGAACAACUUAGUCUUCACAGGGUAUCCAGUGAUCGGACAUCAAGGGAAAAUGCAAACCUCAGGUUCUUGUCUCUACUCACCCCAAACAGACAAAGACAGCGUAUGCGCAUGGGAUCCAAGAAUCAAAGGCCUCUUCUUCUACGAAUCCUCAGCAAUACUCCCAGCGACAACCUUCGCCGAUUUCAUACGUGACGUGAAGAAACUUCGCAACAUAAACCCCGAUAACUUCUGUGGAGUCGACAUGUACGACGGUUUCCUCAUUCGUUUCAUCUCUAAAUCGGAUGCAUAUUUAGGACAGGCGGAGGACUCAGUCGUGGUUGAUUUCAACUAUUACCGGGCAGACGAGGCCUCGACUCCCCGACUGAAUGAAGAUGUAUUGGAAGAAGUGGAGCAGAUGGCGUUUUUCAAGUAUUCGGGUAAGCCUCAUUGGGCCAAGAACAGGAAGCUGGAUUUUGCUGGUGUGAAGGACAAGUACCCGAAUUUUAGCAAGUUUAUUGGAGCUAAGAAUGUUCUUGAUCCGGACAACAUGUUUUCUAGUAAAUGGUCUGAUGAAGUACUGUUGGGGCAGGCGGAGAAAGUGAAAGAAGAUGGAUGUGCUCUUGAAGGGCAGUGUAUUUGUUCGGAAGACCGACACUGCAGCCCUGGAAACGGCUACUAUUGCCGAACAGGGCUUGUCUAUAAGGAAGCUCGUGUUUGCAGAUAUUCUGGUUUUAGGUCCGGAUAAAGUAAUACCGGCCUAUUCACCACCCUAAAUUGGAACAUGAUCAAUCAUACACACUUUGCGAAAUGCGACAUUAAAUAUAUAUAUAUUCAUUAGAGAUGUGGUAAUACAAUUAUAUCUAUUACCAAAUGCCCAUAAAAAUUAAAUGUCUUUUG